Temnothorax curvispinosus is the source of this 609-nucleotide messenger RNA. RefSeq lists its product as uncharacterized. Bases 1 to 609 code for a protein of 202 amino acids. The record is from RefSeq and is a predicted model, not a curated record. The transcript has a single exon. NCBI's taxonomy places the organism in Eukaryota, Metazoa, Arthropoda, Insecta, Hymenoptera, Formicidae.
AUGGCGGCUGCGCAGAAAACUAUUGCGAUCAGAGCCGUCAGAGCAUAUAGAACCGUCUCCCACAUGGGGACGACCACCCUCGCGGGAAUUCCCCCGAUACACCUGCUGACUAGGUCGUACGCAGAAACGUACGAGGCGGUCAGCAGGGUUAGGGAGGCACUGGGGGAAGUCCCGCCGAGGAAUAGAAGGGAGCUGAAGCUCCGAUCAAAGGAGACCCUCCUCCGCUCUUGGAAGGAGGAUCUAGCGGACCCCCGGCACCUCUGGAGGAGGAGGGUCAUCGAAGCCAUCCAACCGGUAUUAGAGAAGUGGGUGGAAGGCAUAAAGAAAAGAAACCUUGCCUUCCACGCGGUGCAGGUAAUAACAGGCCACGGAUGUUUCGGCAAAUACUUGCACCGCAUCGGGAAAGAGCGCACCACGCGCUGCCACCACUGUCCGGAGGGAGCGGACACGGCGCAACACACGCUGGAGGACUGUCCAGCGUGGGACGAAGAGCGCCGUGCCCUCCGGGCGGAAAUCGGAGAAGACCUCUCUCUCCUGGCCGUCAUCGCAACGACGGUUCAGGCGGGAAAGAGAAGAAGGGAAAACUGGAGGAGUUUCGCCUCCUUUUGA